Molecule: messenger RNA, 1968 nt
Organism: Ophidiomyces ophidiicola
Lineage: Eukaryota; Fungi; Ascomycota; Eurotiomycetes; Onygenales; Onygenaceae
Gene: RTC5
Product: Restriction of telomere capping protein 5
Exons: 1
Coding region: 1-1968 (655 amino acids)
Source: RefSeq, a predicted model, not a curated record
AUGAUUCCUCUAGGGGAGCUGAGCAAACUCCUUGCAAAUCGAUUUGCCGCAAAAUGUUUCACGCCUCUUGAACUUACCCACUUCAAGGACAACUUUGACUCUCAGGCCCUCCAUGAAAAUGAGUUUUAUUAUUGGAACGAAGAAAUUCUAUCACGGUUUCUAGGCAUACCUGAUGGGGCGGGCGAAAAGGCGAGCCCAGAUACAGAUACUAUACUGGAUGCAGGCCCUGUUAUUUUUCGCAUGGUAUCUUACUUGGGGGCAUUUCCUUUUCAAAAUACGAUGGCGCCCAGUGUACUUACCUAUGAUGCCAUUUUGAAAGUUGUCGUCUUACUAACUGAAAGAUAUGGUCGGGUGUUGAGAAGGGGGAAAGGAGACCGAGUUAAAUUGCUGUUUGGGAGUUUGGCAGAUGUAGGUCGUGUAGGAGCGAAAUCGUUCGAAGAUGCACAGAAUUAUAAAGACAAUGGGUUGGUGAAUGGGGACUUGAAUAAUACUCACAAGCAUACUCCUGGCUUCGACAUUGAUGCCCCUGCGAAUGAUGAAGAUGAGGACGACAACGACGAUGAUGAUGAUGAUGACCUAGCAUUAACCGCACUCGAAUCCCUGGAUGCAACUGAAGUGUUCAAAUAUGACCAACGCAUUAAUCGGAAUGUAUAUAAGGCUCGGAUUUCUGUGGGCACAUUCCGCAGAUUGCUUGCUCUGUUGCUGGUAAUAGCACCUCUCCAUCCGCUAGGAACAACGGCCUGUCUCAUCACAAAUCAUAAUGGUGAAUCAAUUGAUACUCUCCAGGCACAGAUAGACAGCAUUCUCGCUGCGUUUGGCGAUAAUGUUAAUGAGAACGGUAUCAGUUAUCGCACCUUCUCCGACAUUAUCACGAAAUCUCUCCCAUACCUCUUUGAUCCUCUUACACCACUUUUUGAACACUUUCUAUUCAGCAAAAAUUUAGACCUUUCAAGAAAGAAGAAACCUACCCACACAGACGAAAACCAAGAGCAGCCUUCCUCGUCUUCACCUCUAUAUCCCCCCAAUAUGGAGCCUAUCUUUCUUCCGGGCAAUUUCGAACCGAGUAUUAUGAAUCUUACGUUGCUUUCUCACAUAUCCUUUUUUCUUUCCACAUCCUCACCAAUUCCAAAUCUCUUUCGCAAUGCCACCCGUCUUCACCCUGUUUUUUCUUCCAUUUUUCAUGGUGAAUCUCUCACGGCUUUUUCGCACCAUGUUCUCACCUGGCAGGCCCCAAGCCUUCUAAUUGUUAAAGGAGAAAUAAGAUCGUCAAAUAACGAUACUGUAUUGCUCGGAGCCUAUCUACCAGAACCUUGGAAGCAGUCAACACGUACGCCAUCACGCCGCAUAUCUGGCUCUUCAGACGCCUGCGUAUUUCCAUGCCUUUUUCAACUUUUACCUACCCACACAGUUCUCCAAGCAAACCCCUUCUUUAAAUCUCUCAAAUCAAAUAUGCCAGUGGUAUCAUUCUCCACAAAUUCCGGCAUCGCACUAGGCUGCGUGAUUCCCCCUACCUCACGUACAUCACUAAAUAAUGAACUCCAACCUCGACCCUCCGGUGGAGGAAGUUUGAUCAUCGAUCCUGCUCUCGAGAAUGCAAAGUUCAUUGUUUCUGAAGGCGUCAACAGGGACGGGGUAUUUCUCUCUCCCAGCUAUUCACAUCCGUCCCCCUCUUCUCUAUCCACCUCUGCAGCGUCUACCACGACGUGCAUUUCUAUCCACUCUAUGGAAGUGUGGGGAAUAGUGCCUUCGCAAGCAGAUAUAUCCGCGGAUUUGGACCCUGAAGCUUCAAAGGAUGCUGUAGCCAUGCAGCGAGCAAUGUGGAAUUUCGAGGCCAAAGAGGCAGAAAGAAGGCGCACAAUACACUUGAAGGUUGGAGGGGGUGAUAGUGAAGCGCAAAGCGGAAGAGCGCUGUUGGAAAUGGCCGGGAUCAUUGGUGAUGGCCACUACCACAGGCCACGAAAACAAUAG